UUUUAAGGGAAUAUAAACACAAAUGCAUAUUACAACACAUAGUGUGCAGAACUACUGUCUUUUUUGGACUUAGUAUUACUUACAAAUAUACAGAUGUAGAAGAAUUAAAUUAAGAUAUACACAGGCUAGAUAAAGAUACAAGACCCACAUGUAAGGUUUUGUUGCUACGUACUACAUAGUUUACACACACUGGCCACCUUUAUUUAAACACCACUCUCUAUCUCUCCUUCUCUCGACCAUCAACACCAUCAUAAUCUCUUUCUUCUUCUACAAACAAUAUAGUCAUGGCAAAGUCUCUAGCUGGAGUGGCGCUUUUAGCCGCUCUUUUUAUAACGGUUGAUGCGUUUAGGCCUUCUGGUUUAACCAACGGUCACGCCACAUUCUAUGGAGGGAGUGACGCUUCAGGAACAAUGGGCGGAGCUUGUGGGUACGGAGAUCUCUACUCGGCGGGGUAUGGGACAAUGACGGCGGCGUUAAGCACGGCUCUCUUUAACAACGGAGCUUCGUGUGGAGAAUGCUAUAGGAUAACGUGUGAUUACGCCGCGGACUCGAGGUGGUGCAAGAAAGGAGCUUCGGUUGUUAUUACAACAACUAACUUCUGCCCACCAAACUUUGCUCUACCGAGCAACAACGGUGGUUGGUGCAAUCCGCCGCUAAAACAUUUCGACAUGGCACAACCUGCUUGGGAAAAGAUCGGGAUUUACAGAGGCGGGAUUGUUCCCGUCGUUUUCCAAAGAGUAAGCUGUUAUAAGAGAGGAGGAGUGAGAUUCAGAAUAAACGGAAGGGAUUACUUCGAGCUAGUGAACAUAUCGAACGUAGGAGGAGCUGGUUCCAUUAAAUCUGUAUCCAUUAAAGGAUCAAAGACUGGUUGGUUAGCCAUGUCUCGCAACUGGGGAGCUAACUGGCAAUCAAACGCUUAUCUCGAUGGUCAAUCUAUCUCUUUCUCAAUUACCACUACUGAUGGUGCUACAAGAGUCUUCCUAAAUGUUGUUCCUUCUUCUUGGUCCUUUGGACAGACUUAUUCUUCCAGGGUUCAGUUUUAAAUACUUUUUUUUUCCUUUUCUUCCCUGUCUGGAAGAUUGUUGGCAGUGGUCGCGCUUUGAGUCUAUUCUUUUCUCCCGGAGCGACCCGCCCGCUUUGUUGUUAUUAUUAUUAUUUAUUUUUUUUUUUAACACAAACUUUCUUUAGUUAAAUCAACUCGAAGAACUACAAUAACAAGAAGGAAUUAGACAUCCUCUUGGAAAAUAAACAUAAGCUACAACAGCAAUUCAGAUUAAACAUGAUAAUUCUUCAUCAGAAGAUGACAACGAAUUCAAGACAAAGCUUGAAUACGUCGAGGAAGCAUGUAAGACAAGGUCCAACAGCUAAGAUUUAGUCACCUUAUGUUGUGACGUUGAAAGCCAACCCUUACAAACGAGAGAAACCGAAAUAGUCUCGAUUGCAUCUUCUGGCUCCGUACAGACCGCUACACAAGGUAACAAACCGGUGAGUAAGUUGAAGCAAACUCUCGGUAUUAAACCCGAGGAAUCAUCUCCUUUCACAGAAAAGAGGCAUGGUAAUAAGAUUCUCUCCUUUGUAGAAGAGGAUGAUAGUACCGGUAACAAAGUCAGUGAAUCCACCGAACAAUUCAUCCUAUAAGAGUGAUAUAACAAUAAGGGCAUAAUAUAGAUCCCAAGGAACCCCUCAGAAUUCUUUAAACUAGUCAAAAUAAUCAAACCCGUGGUUAGUUGACUCUCGUUGUGAUACGCAGUGGGUAUUGAUUGACUAAGCAAAGGGCUGCUUUCUCUUUAGUGGUACUGGGCCAGGCCCACAAACAAUUGAAAUUCGGCCCAUUAACAACCAGCCUGGCUGGAGAAACCCUAGAUCCGGGAUGGGAGGCGGAGCUGGAAUGGAGAACAUCGGGUCUGAGCUUGUAGACAAGGGUGUGUGCGGCAAAGCUAAGGAGCACUUCGUUGUCGGGAUGAAGGACGGUGGCGCAAGAUGGAGGAGAGAAGGCUAUGAUAGUUGGAAUGUUGGGGGUUGAGCAGCCGCCGAGAAGAGAAAAGGAACCCCGUUUAUAACUCAAAGAUGAUGCACUGCAGUGGCCUGUGUUCUUUAUGGCUGAGUUUUGAUCUUUAUCCGAGCGUAGCUCAGAUCCGGAACAUCCCACGGAGGGCCUCUCAGAUCUGGAGUGCAUGUGAAGGGCGAACUCAAAGUAGGGAAGGAGGUGAAAGGUGGACCUUGUACAGCUUUUUCGGAAGACCCCGGUGAAGGAUGCAGUUCCGGUGGUCUUGAAAACCUGAGCAGAGACCACGAGUCUUCUCGAGUUUCGACGGCACCAGAUUUAGAGAAACUGAUUUAGUAAGUGCGAAGCAAGAAACAAGACGAGAGCUUUGACUUGGAGUGAGAGAAACCAUGAGGAAGAUGUAGCAGAUUUCCCGACGCCGGCGGCCUCUAGCCUUGACGGCGUCGAGAAGCAGCGGUAGCGGCGUUGUCUCGAUUCUUUUUUGUUAUUAUUAUAUAUUAUCUGAUUUGAUGCACUUUUCUGUUGAUGUUUGUUUAAAACUUAUAAAUACAAUAUUUUCUAAAAUUACCAUAAGAAAUUGUUAUAGAAUAUAGAGGAUGCAAGAAAAUAACAAGGAAACAAAUGAAUAACGCGAUGAUGUGUUAUGUCCAUGGACCAUGAACAAAGAUAAAUCUAAUCUAUUAAUUUAGGGUUAUAUCUUUUAUCUACUUAUAAAUGUUGUUAGACCAAUUCACUAAAAAUUUAAUAUGUCUUAACCUCAUGAUGGCACAUUGCAGAUGGUACCGUUAUGGAAACACUACUGUGCAGAGGCAUCCGGGCUUGUGUAUGUAGUCGACAGCAGGGACAGAGAGCGAAUGGAAGAGACAAAGAGUUUCCUUUACAUGGUGAUGGAUGAGGUAACAAACCAUGUCCCUUUUAAACAUCUAGCAAGUUCUAUAUAAUGCCAAUUUUUUUUAAUUCCCUAGAUUUAGAUACAGGGGAAGGUACCGGACAAUAUGGCUGUUCUUGUUUAUGCAAACAAGCAUGAGGUUCCUGGUGCCAUGUCUGCUUCUGAGAUCAGUAACGAACUUGAUCUCGCUUCUCUUCGUCAGAGAAACUGGCAAAGGAACUAGUAAGAAGAUAUAUACAACCUUCUCAAGCCAAUAAUCCUGCCAAAUAAGAUUUGAUUCUUUUGAUGAUCUGUGUUUUGGUAUUUGCGUGUAAGGCAUGUCCACAAAACUUUAACAAGUCACAACACUCUUCUUGAGUUAUAAGGUCUUAAUAACAAACCUCUCUUUGAGUUGG
Messenger RNA from Brassica napus (rape), 3289 nucleotides. RefSeq names its product expansin-A11. The transcript is spliced from 3 exons. Gene Ontology annotation, cellular component: extracellular region. Gene Ontology annotation, biological process: plant-type cell wall organization. Bases 285 to 1043 code for a protein of 252 amino acids. The record is from RefSeq and is a predicted model, not a curated record. NCBI's taxonomy places the organism in Eukaryota, Viridiplantae, Streptophyta, Magnoliopsida, Brassicales, Brassicaceae.